This is a messenger RNA of Suillus clintonianus, 531 nucleotides long. RefSeq lists its product as uncharacterized. The record is from RefSeq and is a predicted model, not a curated record. The transcript is spliced from 3 exons. The coding region runs from base 1 to 531 and encodes 176 amino acids. Lineage: Eukaryota; Fungi; Basidiomycota; Agaricomycetes; Boletales; Suillaceae.
AUGCCGUCUAAGUACACUGAACAACAGCGUCUCGAGGCUCGACGACAAUCAAAACGAAGGCAUUAUGAAAGACACAAGCUCGAAGAACGGUUCAAAUCCAGAGGUCGCUGGCGCAAAGCUCUUGGAGCUACAGAGGCUACCCAACAGCUUCUACUAAAACUAGACUACCUAUGGGUUAACCUUGGGUAUUCUACAGGUCCUUCUCAAUACGCAAUCCUCGAGUCCCAGUGCCUCCAGUUGGUUUGUGACGCUGAUGCUGAAGGAUGGCAAGCUGUGAGGCCACGUUGUGAAGGAAUGUUAGUAGAGGUGCAAGGACUUCUUUCUGAAGCCCGCGAGCUGCUUGCAAGUUCACUGCAGGCGGAUGGUGCAUGUACAGGGUAUUUUCUUGCAUCUUCUUCAGCUGCUGUUGAUGCUGUGGAAUUGCACUGUGAUGCAUUGGAAGAAGGACUGACAUUGAUGGACGACAGUACAGAUAAAUUCUUCGAGCGUCUCCGGCAUGACCAACUUGUAUGGCAGACGGUGUCAAGGUAG